CAAUUGCAAGGGGAGCUUCUUUUUCCCUUCUUACACACACACACCCCACCCACACCCUUUCGUUGCGUUGCACCUUUUGUGCAUUCAAUUCGUCCAUUUCUUUGAUUUGGUUUCCACCCCGUUCAUUGUCGAGAAAUGUCCGCCCGAAAGCGCAAUGCUUCCAAAAACCGGUCUACCAAAGCCGUCGUCCCGGAAGAGCCAGAGGUGCCAUUGGAAGAGCUGUUUCCGGACAAACUGGAGGUCGCGCAGCUCGACCUAAUUGAAGAUCUAGACGAGGGAUUCUUUGCCACAUCCUACCAGCUUGUGCAGCACCUGUCGGCGCGGCAAAACUCCGUGGCGUCCAAGGUCAAACGAUAUGUGGAUAUUCUGGCGAGGAUCCAUUCCCGGUACGUCAGUGAAGUGGAAAACGGCGUGGCCAUGCACGUGAAGGUGGUGAUGGCAGACGAGAAGCUGGACCUGGCCCUGCGGACAACGGCCAUAUCGGAGGCGAUGAUGGAGAAGCUGCGUGAGGCCCUGGCCGACUCCUGGCGGACCACGGACGCAGUGAAGCAUCGGGAGGCCCUCAUGCAGGAUCAACUAUCGACGCUCGUUCAAGGCGCACCACGUCUCACAAGGGCCGAGGCCCAGGAGAAUCGUCUCAGUCAGAAGGAGACCCGCAUCCGUGGCAUGGUCUACAGAGAACGCGACCGUGUGGCAGGUGAAUUGAAGGAUUAUCAGAAACGUUUGGAACUGAAUCGCAUUUACUCCGAAACUCUGGACUCGGUGAUCCAGUCGCUGCGCGAGACCAUCGCUGGCCAGCAGAUUCGCCUCAAGAUAUUGGAGUCCGACAGCUUCAAGCUUAUAUCCAAGCAUCGCAAGGACUGCGAGGUCUACGAGGAAAGAAUUAUGUCAGUGCAGAAGGAACUGGAUGCAGCCCUGCAGACCCUGCAUAUAUUAAAGUACAUCGAAAAGGAAAAGUCCGAAGUGAUGGCCAUGAACGACAGGCUCAAGUUGACCAAUGAACGUCUCUCCCGCGAGAACUAUACGGUGAGCAGGACAUUCCACCACAAGCAGGAGGAGAAGAACCGUCUGGUGAUGAACCUCAAGCUGUCGGAGGACAUGAACAAUGCCCUUCGCCGGGACAAUGAAGAGCUGGAGGCCUAUCGGCGCAACGUUGAUCGCGAUCUGAAAAAGAAAACCGACGAUGCUGUGCUGCUGGAACGUCGCUUCAUUCAGCUUGUCAAAAAGAACUCCGACUUGAAUGAUCAGAUCAUAGUUAAAGACAACGAGAUCAAAGCCAUGGAGAAGAAGCAAUCAAUAACGAUGGCCAAGCUGGAUGAGAUUACCCAGCAGAAGGACGACAUUAACCGCGCCCGGGGCAAGCUACAACUGGAGAUUGGUCGCAUUAAUGAUGUGGUCGCCGGACUACGCCAUGGAAUGGCCUCUAUUCGUUCUCAACUUCAGGAUGUGAAUGUCGACCUCUUGCGGGCCAACAAGAAGCUGGACGAGAAGGAACUGACGGUGCAGAGGAUUACCCGGGAGAAGCGAGAGCUGGCCGUGGAGAUCAAUGAAGCGCACAAGAAGAUCGAGAGCAUAGAAGAGACGCUGCAGAUAAAGACCGAGCGACUGGAGUUUAUCCAAGAAGAGCUGCAGCGCAAGCAUCAGGAUUUCAUGAAUGCCAAGAAGCAAAUGGAGAUCGCCCACUCGGAACGGGUGAUGCUGCUCAAAACGAUGGACCUGUGCACGCGCGAUCGUCAGAUACUGCAGGCCACUGUGACCCGGCUGACGCACCAGAUCAACCAGCUGUCUGGCACGGUGGCCUCGAACGAGAAGGAGAUCUCCUCGCUGAGUAAUCAGAUCGAUCACCUGAAGAGCACCGUAAAGCAGAAGCAGAACGAGAUCCACGGGAAAGACCGGCUGCUGGCCAACACGCGCGUCGAUCUGCACGAAAUGAAGAUCCGGUUCGAGCAGGCACAGCACACGAUAGACGAGGACGAGAAGCGCUUCAAGCAAAUCUCCUGCUCCCUGGACGAGGUGAACAAGGAGAAGAGCUUGGUGGGCCUGCAGAUGGUGAGGCGCAACGACGAGGUGCGGCUGCUGCGCGAGAAGGAGGCCAUCAUGCAGUCGGCCAUCGACAGGGGCACGUCGCAGUACAAUCAGCGGCUGGAGGACAUUCGCCUGCUCAAAAUGGAGAUUGUGAACUUGCGAAUGUCCCACCAGUGCAUGCAGCGGGAGGUGGGCAACAGGGCGGCCAUGCGUCAGGAUGUGGUGCGACUGGAGCGACAGCUCAUGCAGGAGCGCGUACGUAUCUCUGCCUUCACAUCGGAGAUGGCCAGUCCCUUGCACAUUCAUCGCUGGCGCGUGAUACUCGGCAAGGACCCCCGACGCUACGAGCUCAUACGCAAGAUCCAGGCCCUGCUCAAGCAGAACAUGCGCCUCAAUGUGGAACGCCUGAAUAUGGCCAACAAGCUGCAAGAUUCGGAGCGAUUGUUCGAGACCUUCAAGGCGCGCAUCAAGCACAUGCCGGAUCCCAGUGUCCGGGAGAAGCUCUGCACCCAGCAGCGCAUCAAUCGUCAGCAGAGAAACCAGUUGCGGGUCAUCAAGGCCGAGCUGAUAAUCAACGAGAUCGAUCUGAAGAGCCGCGACUGUCUCAUCAAGGAGUGCCAGACCAAAAUGAAGCAACAGGGCCAGAGCCAAGCAAGUCUUGAAACCGUCCACAAGCGCUGCCUGGAGAAGUACACGGAGCAGUACUACGCCGAGAAAUCCUCCGUUUCCGCCUACGGCGACUGCAAGAAAAGAAAACUGAGUGCCGAUGGCAGCUGAGGUUUUAUUGUGUGUGCUCCAGCCGGCUCCAGCUCGUAACUCGUGAUUAAAUCAAGGUGGUGACCAUCUUAAA
Drosophila persimilis is the source of this 2875-nucleotide messenger RNA. RefSeq names its product cilia- and flagella-associated protein 58. Gene Ontology annotation, cellular component: cytoskeleton. Bases 136 to 2802 code for a protein of 888 amino acids. The transcript has 4 exons. NCBI's taxonomy places the organism in Eukaryota, Metazoa, Arthropoda, Insecta, Diptera, Drosophilidae. The record is from RefSeq and is a predicted model, not a curated record.